Molecule: messenger RNA, 1524 nt
Organism: Orbilia oligospora ATCC 24927
Lineage: Eukaryota; Fungi; Ascomycota; Orbiliomycetes; Orbiliales; Orbiliaceae
Exons: 1
Coding region: 1-1524 (507 amino acids)
Source: RefSeq, a predicted model, not a curated record
AUGGUAGCUUUAGAAACCCGCCCCCCACGUGUCCGAUACACCACACCUGCUCUCCCAUCCCUCCCAAAUCUCCCAACAUCUAAGCCUGGUAGAGAUGCAUUGACAAAGGCGGAUUUCCUCUGGGCUCAGUAUCCGGAAAGCUACCGAACUGCCCACCUCCUGUAUCAACCCUUGAUGCAAACAUUGAUCACUUUCUGUCCAGAAGUUGACUGGACAAAGCUCCUUCAAUGGAUUAACCACUACAAGCUUCGUCGCCGAAGCCGAGAUUUCCUAACAUAUCUACGUGCCGAAGACAUCGAAUCCUUCAUCGACUACAUGCUCAAAUAUCACCCUGUCAAAAACCUAGGUGAUAUUGCGAAAAAUUUGGAUGCACACUCGCUUGAAAAGGACUUGGUCGUUUAUUUCUCUAAGUGGGAUGCGAUCUUAAUGAAGGAGCGCGUGAAAAGAGAGGUCGCAAGGCUUGCUAAGAAGCAACCUUCUGCUAGUACCUCAAGCAUUCCAACCCUCCUGCCGCCCGUUGCAAGCGGAUCUAACGACCCUCAGUCACAAUCACCACCUUCGCACUCCAGUCACACGCCUGAUUGCAAUUCUCCGCAAGCAUCGCCUGGCACUACUCUGAAAAAGGAUAACGGAUUCGAAUUGCCUGAGAAAAAACGUCUUCUUAUCACCAAAUUUGUCGAGGAUUCCAUUGAUAGGGUCACUCGAGCCAUGUUAGCAAUUCAUACUACGAUGUAUGGUGAAAAAAGAGGUCAAACUCCUAAUCAGUCUGACGAGCCAGAAAUAGAGAAACACACCAACAUCAUUGGAAGUAACGUUAACAUUCAACGCCCAUCUCCAGAAACCGAACCAGACUCCCGUGUCUCCUCGCCCGAUGAUACAGAGAACAGAGUCCCUACCUCUCCCAUAUCUGACAUUGAUAUCACCAUGACAAAGCCAAUUUGUCUUUCUUCGCCCACCAAGUCGCUCGAGAGCAGCAGCUCUUCUCCUUCCAACAAGCAACUUUCACCUCAAGAAAAAGAAGCCAUGAAAAAAUACCUCCUCGCCCAUGACUUGAUUAAGAAACAGGCAAGAGAGGCUGGCCAAUCCGUUGAUGGCACUUUUUCUCUCAGUUCGUCGUUCCGACAGCGACUUACAGAAGCGAAACGCCCCCACUCGGCAUUUUGCUUCAAGGCUCCAAAAACCGAGCUUGCUGAUCCUAUUUACAGCCCUCCUAUUUGGCAGCCGAAGCCAGUCUCCCCCCAUACUCAAGCUAAAAUCUACAGUAUGCACCAAUACAACGUCACUAACGACAACUACGUCCUACCACUUCCCACUGAGCCUCAGCCUCGCCACGAAAAUGAUAACACAUACGCCACUUUCCCUCGUUCCAACGCUGCCUAUCCCAGUUUCCCCAUCAUGAACUACGUUUGGGAAUAUGCGGUCCCUAUCGGACCCGAGACUACUCCGCAUAUUGCAAUGUUCGCCAACCAACGCCGCGAAAGGGAACGAGAAGAUGCAGAUACCAUGCUAAGAAACUGCUUUUAA